AUGCAAACCGAGAAUAAAAAAAAUAAUUUAAUAGAUAAUGCUAUUGGUGGAACAACAAAUCGUCGAUCAAAUAUUGAAUUAAUUAAUCAAACAACAAAUAAUCAUGUUAUUGAUAGAUAUAUAUGUGGAACAAGAGUUGUACGUGGUCCCGAUUGGAAAUAUGGAAAACAAGAUGGUGGAGAAGGACAUGUUGGAACGGUAAAAUCAUUUGAAAAUGAAAAUAAUAAUGAACAACAAGAAGUUAUCGUUGUUUGGGAUCAUGGUGAAAUUGGACGACAUUAUCGAUGUCGAACACAGUUUGAUUUAAGAAUAUUAGAUAAUAGUGCAACGGGUAUUUAUCAUGAUAAUUCAGUUUGUUCUGGAUGUGGACAAACUCCAAUAUAUGGUAUUCGUUGGCAUUGUGGUGAUUGUCCAAAUGUUGAUCUUUGUUCUAUGUGUUAUCAUAAUGAUCGACAUAAUACUCGUCAUCGAUUUUGUCGUAUUGUAACUCCACAUGGUGAAAAAAUUUUGAUUGAUCCAAGACGAAGAGCAAAAAAAUUAGCUUUCCGUGGUCUUUAUCCUAGUGCAAAAGUUUCUCGUGGACCCGAUUGGAAUUAUGGUGAUCAAGAUUCUGGAGAGAAAAAAAAUGGUAAAAUCAUUGAAAUACAAGAUUGGUCAAAAACACAUCCACGUAGUGCUGCUUAUGUAGUUUGGGAUAAUGAUCGAGAAAAUCUUUAUCGUGUAGGGUUUAAUGGAAUGGUUGAUUUACGUGCACUAACACCAGGCAAAGGUGGUCAUUAUUAUUCUGAACAUACUCCAUUACUUGGUGAAACAUAUUAUUCUCGAGAACAUUUAUCAUCUGGAUUAACACCUGAAAUGAGUCAUCAAUUUCAAGUAGGUGAUUAUGUCAAUAUUGAUUUAGAACUUGAAAUAGUUCAAACACUUCAACAUGGUCAUGGUGGUUGGACAGAUAAUAUGUUUGAAUGUUUGGGUACAACUGGUAUGGUACAAAGUCUUGAUGAAGAUCAUGAUGUUGUUGUUGUUUAUCCAAGUGGAAAUCGAUGGACUUUAAAUCCAACUUUAUUAACACGAGUUGAAUUAACACCCGAACAACAAACAGCUAUGCAACGACAACAAACAGCAGCUACUAUAGCACGAACAACAGCGUCCGUUAUGCCUAAUCAACCAUUAAAAGUUAAUGAUAUGGUUCAAAUAUGUAGUGAUUUAGAAAGAAUUAAAAUAUUUCAACGUGGACAUGGUGAAUGGGCUGAAGCCAUGGUACCAGCACUUGGAAAAGUUGGUCGAGUUGUUCAUUUAUAUGCUGAUGGUGAUGUUAAAGUUCAAGUUGGUGGUGGUUGUUGGAUUUUUAAUCCACUCGCUGUUACUAAAGUUACCUCAACACAUACUUUGGAAGAUGGUCAUGAAGAACGACUUAAUGCAAUGCUUAAAAAGUUAUUCAGUGCACAAAUUACUGGUGAUGUUCAUGAAGAACUUGUUAAAGCAUCAGCCAAUGUUGACAAAGAUGGUGAUACAUAUCUCUAUGAAGCUUUAAGACAUCAUACAUUAUUACAAUUAAAACAAUUACAAGAUGUUGGAGAUAGUGAAAGAGUUUGUAGUCAUUUAAGAAUAAAUUAUUAUUUAAACUAA
Molecule: messenger RNA, 1626 nt
Organism: Rotaria sordida
Lineage: Eukaryota; Metazoa; Rotifera; Eurotatoria; Philodinida; Philodinidae
Source: the annotation of a GenBank genome assembly